This is a messenger RNA of Maniola jurtina (meadow brown), 4392 nucleotides long. It is a transcript of the gene Lis-1, whose product is annotated as lissencephaly-1 homolog. Bases 312 to 1547 code for a protein of 411 amino acids. The transcript has 10 exons. NCBI's taxonomy places the organism in Eukaryota, Metazoa, Arthropoda, Insecta, Lepidoptera, Nymphalidae. Gene Ontology annotation, molecular function: protein binding. The record is from RefSeq and is a predicted model, not a curated record.
UGCUAAACUUCAGUUUGCCGUUCGGAGAAGGAGAAAAAGAAAAAUCGAAACUCGUCGUCUCGCCAUUGUAUUGUAUCAAGCGAAUUGUGUGAAUUUGAGCCCUUGGAACGAAACGGUUUUCUGUCUCGGGUCUUGUGUGUGCAGUGUGAAUUGAGUGUGUGCCAAUUUUCAAAACAAAAGUGCAAAUUGUAGUGCUUUUACAAUCUCGUGUGAUAAUGGCAACGGCGUUUCUGCCGUCGCCCGCGUGAAUUAGUGAGACUCUAGUGCAGUGAACCUCAAGGGCUCGCCGCCUUAAGAGUUAACCAACCACAAUGAAAAUGGUGUUGUCACAACGGCAACGGGAGGAGCUGAACAAAGCGAUCGCCGACUACUUGGGCAGCAAUGGCUACAACGACGCGCUGGAAGCGUUCAAGAAGGAAGCCGAGAUGACCGGCGAAAUGGAUCGCAAGUUCGGUGGCCUCCUCGAGAAGAAGUGGACCUCCGUUAUUCGGCUGCAGAAAAAGGUGAUGGAGCUGGAAUCCAAACUGUCGGAGGCACAAAAGGAGUUCAUAGAGGGAGCGCCGACACGGGCCAAGCGAACGCCGACCGAGUGGAUUCCACGCCCACCAGAGAAGUUCUGCCUUACGGGACACCGGGCCACUAUUACAAAGGUAAUAUUUCAUCCAGUGUUCAGUUUACUUGUGUCCUCGAGCGAGGAUGCGACGAUUAAAGUGUGGGAUUUCGAGAACGGCGACUACGAACGAUCCCUGAAGGGCCACACCGACUCCGUUCAGGACAUCGCCUUCGACCAUCAUGGCAAGCUACUUGUUUCAUGCAGUGCAGACAUGUCUAUCAAGCUUUGGGAUUUCAACCAGACGUACGAGUGCAUAAAGACCAUGCAUGGGCACGAUCACAACGUGUCGUCCGUGGCAUUCUCCCCCAGCGGCGACAUCGUGUACUCGGCCAGCCGGGACAAGACCAUCAAGGCGUGGGAGGUGGCUACUGGUUACUGCGUGAAGACGUACAAGGGUCACCGCGAGUGGGUGCGCAUGGUGCGCGUGUCGGCGGACGGCGCGCUGCUCGCGAGCUGCUCCAACGACCAGACCGUGCGCAUCUGGAACGCGGACACCAACGAGUGCAAGAUGGAGCUACGCGAACAUGAGCACGUGGUAGAGUGCGUCGCGUGGGCGCCGGAGUCGGCCGCCGCUGCCGUCAACGAGGCGGCUGGCGGCGACAACCGCCGCGCCAGCCACCAGGGGCCCUUCCUGGCCAGCGGCUCUCGCGACAAGUCUGUCAAGAUCUGGGAUGUGAGCACGGGCCAGUGCCUGGUAACAUUGGUGGGCCACGAUAACUGGGUGCGCGGUGCAGUAUGGCACCCCGGGGGCCGCUUCCUGCUCACGGCUUCCGAUGACAAGACUCUCCGCGUGUGGGACGUGGCGCACACGCGCUGCCUCAAGACCCUCUAUGCUCACCAACACUUCGCAACCAGCAUCGAUUUCCACAAGAGCUUGCCAUAUGUGAUAUCGGGCAGCGUCGAUCAGACCGUCAAAGUUUGGGAGUGUCGCUAAGAGCAUUGCCAUUUUAGUAACUUAAACUCACCGAUGAUAUCUUUAUCAUUAUUUUUCACAUUUAAUAGAAUUUGCAACGAGAGUGAAUAGGGUUUCGUUUUUAAUGGUGAAAUCAUUUAUAGAAACGGAAAAUAGUUUUGAUAAUUUAUUAAAUAUCAUUUCUCCCUUCUGUUCAGUUGAGCUGUUAUCUGGUGUAUAUGACAAUGCUAUGUCUGUCUUAUUUUAGCUUGGCUUCAAACAGGGUGGCUUCGACUAAAAUUCGUCGGCUAAAAUAAACAAAGUAGGUCCAUAUCUUUGUUCAAAGACCUCUCAAAAUCGGAUUUUAUGAAUCGCAUAUGUCGUCGCCUCGCCACACUGUAUUAUGUUUCUUUAAAUGAUUAGAGUGACACAUUCCAUUAAAACAUAACAGCUCAUAGGUAAUUCUUGUAUAAAUAUGAAUAGUUAAUUUCGAUAUGUCUGAUUUUAGUUAAAUUUGUGAAAAUUUGAAAAAGCGCGACGUAGCAUUCGUCACAUACCCUAUCGAAAGAUGAAGUGAGGAGUAAAAGCUGUGUUAUAAUUUAACAUUUCAUUAUUCUAUUUUAUUUUAUAGUUAUUGUUUAUUGAAUAGGAUUGUUUAGAUGUAAUUUUAUUUGGUAUGAUUAGUUAAUAUGAUUUCUUAUGUGUCUGCUCUGGAAAACUUGUACCUUAAUUUGUUUAUUAAAUAAUUUUAGUUUUUAUUAAAUUUGAUAUUGAUCGUUAUUCAUGACAAUCAUCUUGAAAUUAGUCAUUUUAUGUGGAUCGUAUUGAGAAAUCAUUAAAAUCUCUCCCUGUACAUAAUACUUUUGUUCAUAUGUCUCAGCUCGAUCAAUGCUCAUUGUGUUUGUUUGCUUGCGCCAACAGCAUCAAUGGGUAUCCAAUGGGACAGAAUAUGGAGUAAACAGUUCGUGAUCGAAAGUUCGCGAUAAGUUAGGCGCUGCCGCAGGAGAUGGAUGCUUUGUUUUAACAAAUUGCAGUUUUAAAAGGACUUAUUUUAAGUUUUGUAGAUUCAAAACUUUAACUAUAAGUUAGAGUGUUAUUAUAUUUUAAAGAUUUUUUUUAAACUAUUUAUUUAUAUCUUCAGUGUUUCAAUUUGUUAUGUCUCAAACGAAAUACUUUGCUACAAGCUAGUGCUUUAAAUUACUAUGUAAGAUGUUUUUGCAAUAGGCAUCAUAAUGAAUAUCCAUAAAUCGUUUAUAAGUUUCAGUUUUAACAUACUAGAGGUCUACGUAAACUGAAGUGUGUGAUAUAAUAUUAUAAUUUUUUUGUAUUAACUACGCUGUUUGUGGUAGCUAGACACAAAGAUUGCUGAUGCCCGUUUGUAGUUAUUUACUAUUGAUAUCGAAGAAAUUGGUUGCCUGGUAUUUUAUAGGACUUAGUAGUAGCUGUAGGGUCAAGUAUCGUCAUACUAUUAGAUGCUUUGCAGCGCUAGCACCUGGAUAUAUCUAUGUAUAGUUAACAAAUACGGCCAAGCGCAAAUUUCCGGCUAACGAAACUAUUAUUUAUCCGAAGGUUUAUCAUAUAUUUUUAUUAUAACAAAGAUGUUCUUUGUGUUAAAAAAGUUCUUGCAUCCUCAUAAUGUUAUUAAAUAAUAAUAAAAUAAGAUGGUCUUCUUUAUUGCAAAAGAUGUUGAAUCACAUCUUAUAAAACGGGAAAGCAUGGAACUUACAUAUUUAAUUUUUUUUUAAUGCUAGUUUUUAUUAUUUGUAAAUAAAUAAUUAUAAUUUUACCAAUUAUUUUAAUUUUUUUUAAUAAUACAUAAAUAGACUCCCUAAUUAAACAAUUUUUUUAAGAUUUUAUUUGUUACAUAUUUAGCUCUAUUUUUAUAGUAAUUAUCUGUUUCAUGUACAUUUUUUCUAACAAUCUGAGAUUGUAUAAAGGAAAUUUGCGCCUGUCAAAAAGAUCUUAUGAUACCAUGUUACGUGACUUACUCGUUAUAUAAAUCUUAAUAUCACACUUGCACUUUACGAUCUAGUGAGAGCAAUAUUGUAUAGCAUGGUAAUGCAUUAUUGUUUGCUUAUUUAAUCUAGUUUCUAGAUUGAUAGCGGUGCCGUCAAGGAGAUUAUAUUAUAUUGUGUAUUCAUUACAAGUUUUUUGAAAUUACACACCUUUAAAACCAAAAGUCUAUCUGUAUUUAUAUAAGAAAAGCGAAUUAGUCCAUUUAUUCUAAAAAAUAACUCUCUUAGAUUCUUAGUCAAAUACAUAGCCCCACAAGUUCAUUAUACAUACAAACAACUCUUUAGCCAGAAUGAAGUUUAUGUAUAAGUAUACUUGGUAUAUUAAUAAGUGAAAUUAGGCUUCAGCCAAACUUUAGAGGAACCUUUGCUCAUAUUAAUCUGUAAUGACAACUUAAUAAUAUUAUCUACAACAAUGUAAUAUUUUUAGCUUGUAAUUUUAUUGACAAUAUAUGUGUAUAACUUAUGUAUUCUGCUGGUAGUAGCUUUGUAUAUAAUCUCCUUGAUUUUUAAUAUGCAGAAGUCAUUUAUAAUUUAGAGCUUGCAAAGUAUAAUGUAUGUUUUACAUGAAUAAGAAAUUUGUAUUACUAUUAACGAUUAAAUAGUAAAUUUGCACUUGUGACAACUUUGUCGCUUAUAAUGUCAACGAAAUAUGCAUGUAUGUGAACAAAAUCCUCUAGUAAAAUACUCUAAUACCUACUAUCAUUAUUAUUGUCUUUAAUAUAAUAAAAUAAAGCAUACAUCAGAGGAUUUUGUGUUCGCCCCCAUUUAACCACUGUACUGUUCUUUGUCUAAAUUUAUAUAGAAAAUCAAUAACCAAAAUUUGAAUUUGGUCUAAUAUUUUCUGUAAAUAAAUCAAUUAAAUAUGUAAUUUA